AUGUCUCUGUUUGUAUUAGAAAACRCUUUUUAUUUCAAGCAUAAUGUUAAGGGGGAAAAAGGCCUUGAAGAAAUUGAUCUCAGUGAUUAUGCAGAGUUUAAACUCACAGAAGAAAAUGUUGGUUAUCAAAUGCUUAAGAAGGCUGGCUGGACAGAGGGCACCGGUUUGGGAUCAAAAGGCCAAGGAAUUACUGCACCCAUCAAUAAGAGCUAUACACCAUCUGGAGGAUCUGGAGGAUUGGGUGAAGAAAAAGUUGGUGAAGUAAAGGAAGAAGAUGAUGAAUUUGAUUUGUAUCGGAAACGAAUGAUGCUGGCAUACAAGUUUCGACCAAAUCCUUUGGUGAGAUAA
Messenger RNA from Exaiptasia diaphana, 348 nucleotides. Its product is annotated as SURP and G-patch domain-containing protein 1-like. Bases 1 to 348 code for a protein of 115 amino acids. Gene Ontology annotation, cellular component: nucleoplasm. The record is from RefSeq and is a predicted model, not a curated record. The transcript has 3 exons. NCBI's taxonomy places the organism in Eukaryota, Metazoa, Cnidaria, Anthozoa, Actiniaria, Aiptasiidae. Gene Ontology annotation, molecular function: RNA binding.